Penicillium arizonense is the source of this 624-nucleotide messenger RNA. RefSeq lists its product as uncharacterized. NCBI's taxonomy places the organism in Eukaryota, Fungi, Ascomycota, Eurotiomycetes, Eurotiales, Aspergillaceae. Bases 1 to 624 code for a protein of 207 amino acids. The record is from RefSeq and is a predicted model, not a curated record. The transcript has 2 exons. Gene Ontology annotation, molecular function: acyltransferase activity, transferring groups other than amino-acyl groups.
AUGGGAACAACAACCAAUUCUCUCGUGCUAGAACCAGCAACACCGGAAGACGUUCCCGCCAUCACCGAAUUAUGGUUCGCUUCCUUCACACAGCCGGUGAUCGGGCAACUUUUCCCUAACACCCCCGGUAUGCACCAAUGGCACCGGGAUUGGCACCUGGAGGACAUCCAGAAGUCCCACUGCAGAUACCUGCGAGUAGUCGAUACCGAGUCGAAAGAUGAGCAAGGCCGACCGCGACUAGUUGCCUUUGGCAAAUGGGACCUGGCCAUGCCAGAUGAGCGAGGUCGUCGCUUUCCGCAUUGGCAUGCAGACUCGCCUUACCAGGAAUGCGAGGAUUUCAUUGCAGAAUUGGAGCAGGCGAGGAAACGCGUCAUGGGCGAUGAGAAACAUUACUACCUGGAUACACUUGGCACUCAUCCUGAUUACCAACGGCGCGGAGCUGGCUCUAUGCUUGUCCAGUGGGGCUGCGACCUGGCGGAUAAGGAUGGCGUUGCGGCCUACGUGGAUGCCAGCAAGGAGGGCGCACCGCUAUACUUGAAGCAUGGCUUCGUGGAUUUCAAUCCUCCCGGUUCAGAUGUGGCUGCGAUGGCUCGCCGUAAGGCGACUCCAAGAGAUCGCACUUGA